AUGGGCGCCACGGAGAACGGCUCCGCCGCCCAACCCCUCAAAUUCUUGAUCUACGGGCGGACCGGCUGGAUAGGCGGGCUGCUGGGCAAGCUCUGCGAGGCCCAAAGCAUCGAGUACGUCUACGGCGUGACCGGCCGGCCCAACGUGGACUGGUGCGAGUCCCACAAGGUGGAGACCAUCCGCACCAACGUCGCCGGCACGUUGACGCUCGCUGACGUUUGCCGGGAAAAGGGUCUUCUGCUGAUUAACUAUGCCACGGGCUGUAUUUUCGAGUAUGAUUCGGGGCAUCCGCUCGGAUCGGGUGUCGGGUUCAAGGAAGAGGACACGCCCAACUUUGUCGGAUCCUUCUACUCCAAGACCAAAGCAAUGGUUGAGGAUUUGCUGAACAACUAUGAGAACGUCUGCACGCUGAGAGUGAGGAUGCCCAUCUCGUCUGAUCUUUCGAAUCCUCGUAAUUUCAUCACGAAAAUCACACGGUAUGAAAAAGUGGUGGACAUACCGAAUUCCAUGACAAUAUUAGAUGAACUGCUUCCCAUAUCCAUUGAGAUGGCGAAAAGAAACCUCACUGUAAUAUGGAACUUUACGAAUCCAGGGGUCAUUAGUCAUAAUGAGAUUUUGGAGAUGUACCGUGUAUAUAUCGACCCGGGUUUCACUUGGAAGAACUUCACUCUAGAGGAGCAGGCUAAGGUGAUUGUUGCCCCAAGGAGUAACAACGAGCUUGAUGCCAUUAAACUCAAGCGGGAAUUUCCUGAGAUGCUAUCCAUAAAGGAGUCCCUCGUUAAGUAUGUGUUCGAACCGAAUAGGAAGACACCCGUUGCUUGA
Messenger RNA from Striga hermonthica, 822 nucleotides. NCBI's taxonomy places the organism in Eukaryota, Viridiplantae, Streptophyta, Magnoliopsida, Lamiales, Orobanchaceae. The record is from the annotation of a GenBank genome assembly.